Messenger RNA from Varroa destructor (honeybee mite), 1179 nucleotides. It is a transcript of the gene vih, whose product is annotated as ubiquitin conjugating enzyme vih. NCBI's taxonomy places the organism in Eukaryota, Metazoa, Arthropoda, Arachnida, Mesostigmata, Varroidae. The record is from RefSeq and is a predicted model, not a curated record.
AUUCGCAACUUCCCGCCAAGCGGCGAUUUCAAAAGUGGCUGUCGCUGCCAAUGGCGCGCGAUUUCUGUUGGCCAGUGUUUACAUUGAAAACCGUUAAUGACGAGAGAACAUGUUCGAGUGUUGACUAAUUUGACGUAUAAAUUGUCAUCGUGUUGAUUCAAGAAGGACUUACCGAAGUUUAAACCCGAGUUUAAAGAAGUGCGAACAAUCAUGGCUACGGGAGUAAACUCUACCGUUGGUAAACCGAGCCAACAACCGGCUGGAGGGAAUCAUGCCGUGGCAAAAAGGUUACAGUCAGAACUGAUGGGUCUUAUGAUGACUCCAGAAGCGGGAGUAUCAGCUUUCCCUGAGAGCGAUAUGCUUUUUCGUUGGGUCGGCACAAUUGAAGGGCCCGUAAACAGCGUGUAUGAGGGACUCUCGUAUAAACUCUGCCUUGAGUUCCCACCGGACUAUCCUUACAAACCUCCAAAAGUGACAUUUACCACGGCAUGUUAUCAUCCAAAUGUGGACAGCUCGGGUCGAAUAUGUUUAGAUAUUCUUCGGGAUCAGUGGAGCGCGCUACUAGAUGUCCGGACAAUACUAAUAUCGAUCCGGUCGUUACUGUCAGAACCCAAUAUUAGUUCACCAAUGAAUGUACAGGCAGCGGAUCUCUGGUCCAAUCAGGAACAGUAUAGAAAAACAUUGUUGGAGAAGUACGAACGUGAAGUCCGUAUGGCGGCGAAAACAGCGAAAUAGCUCGAGUAGUUCUGUCAUAUAGCAGGCAUCACAUAUUUUCACCAGUACCAGUUAUUACGAAAUGAUUUUCGUAAAGGAUCUACAUGACCACGCUGUGUCUUCAUCUCACCUGGCUUGCACUCCACUGGAAAACCUUAUAACGAACUUUAUCUUCUCAAUCGAUUGUUCGCUCUGCUGGUCAAUACAAAGUAGUAACGUGCCGUUGUGUUCCAUAGAUGGGAGAGGCCGGGCCAAAGAAGUGUUAAAGACCAGAUGAGUUUGUAUAAGCUUCCUAUAUAAUAAAAUAUUCAACUAGGAAAACUGUUUCCCUUGUAGUAACAUUAUGCAUAUAACGUAUAUAAAACAUCUCACGUUUAUAAUUGUAAUCCCGACUUCAAACGGGUAAAACGGUCGAAACCACAAGUAAUAGAUGAUAAUAAACAAUGGUGAUAAUUAUGAAAGUCA